CCUGUUCCUUAAGCAAAGGAUUUGCGAUAUUAUAUUUUAGCAAUGUACAUGUAGCGGGAUGUUUUGGAGUUCUUAUGUAUUACAAAUUAGAUGUGACUCAUUUGUACUGUCCAGUUUUGCUGGCAAUAAAGGGCUUAAGAGAACAUUAAUAAGACAUUUUCUCGAGGUGAGUAAUUACUUGUUGAUUUCCAGAAGCAUGCAUAGAACUUUUAUAAAACAACUAGUAGCGCUUUAAGACAGUCCAGUAUCAGGACCCGACCAAAAAUAUGCAUUCGGUGUGGCACCACAGGGUCAAAGUGAAACAGCGAUGUACAGCUAGCUUCAUCUGUUCCUUUGUGUGCGUUGUCUGGCGCGUGGCGAGAAGAAAGCAGGCGGCCCCAUGUGGUUGCGCGCACUGGCUGCAAACUUGUACAAGGGUUUGGGUUCCACCGACAACCCAAUUCUCGCGCCUUCCUGUCGAUGUUGACAAAGAGACGGAGUGGGACGGGAUCCUGCAGCUACAGCCUCAGAUACAUUUCUGUGUAUUGGCGUCAUAUGCUUCGGAGAAUCCGACACCGGGCAGUACAACGCGCAGUCGGUGUGGCUGGUCCUGUGGUUACCACCGAGGAAGAAUCGCCACGGUGGAUUCUGAGGACAUAGUCGCCUGGAAAAGCGGCGGAAGUGCGAUAUGAUUAACGAUCGGAAGAUAGCAGUGCGCGGAACCGUGGCUGCGGCCCGGUAGGCAAUCUGAUGUUUUGAACAUUAUAAACGGUGUAACGGGUCUCGCACACUUUCACGCUGGAACUCACAGGAGAUCUCGCUUUCCCCCGACGCCUUGCGGGGCCCAAGCAGUGCCUCAAACGUGAGAGCAUGGGUCGUUGCGACGGGAGGUGUACGCUCGUGGUCAUCUGCUCUCUGCAGCUGCUGGCGGCACUGCAGAGGCAGGUGUUUGAUUUUCUGGGCUAUCAGUGGGCUCCCAUCUUGGCCAACUUUCUCCACAUCGUAGCUGUUAUUUUGGGAGUGUUUGGGACAGUGCAGGUUCGGUCUCGGUAUCUCAUACUGUAUGCAGUGUGGCUGGUGGUCUGGGUUGGUUGGAACUCUUUCAUCAUCUGCUUCUAUCUGGAGGUGGGCCACUUGUCUCAGGAUAGAGAUUUCGUGAUGACAUUUAACACCUCUUUACAUCGCUCCUGGUGGAUGGAGAAUGGGCCUGGUUGCUUAGUUACAACAGUGCCUGAUUCUCCAUUGGCUCCACAAGACCAUCAUGUGAUCACAGUCAACGGAUGCUUGCUGGACUACCAGUACAUAGAGGUUGUCAGCUCUGCCCUGCAAGUGUUCCUUGCCCUUUUUGGAUUUGUAUAUGCCUGCUAUGUUAGCAAAGUCUUCCUGGAUGAUGAGGACAGCUGUAAGUGUUUGCAUCCACAGCAGUUGCAAAAGUUGAUUUCAUUGGUGGAUUUGACUCCUAUGGUUACCAGCCCCCACAAAAAAGUUCUCAUCUACAGCUACAGCCUCUUUACACGGCUGGAUAGAGGAAACGCAUACUCCCACCUGCCUUUGAAUGGAUCAAAAGUUAAACUCUUGAAAGAUGCUGUCCUGUGCAUUGUGGGAUUAUAUAGUUCUACAAAAUUCAGUGUCUGUGUUUCUGGAACUGUCUCCCUCUGCUGGCAGAAAAAAACUGCAGCACAGAAGCUAUACAUUCAUUGAGUGAUUGAGAGAAGCUAUAUGGGGAAAGCUAGUACUGCCACACUCUUAGUGCAUGUUUCAAUAUACUUAAGAAAUUGAAAUGCACAAACUUUUCCCAAACUGAGUACAAUUGAAAUGCUGCAUAGAUAUGGUUUUUCCCAGUAUACAAUUCCACUUCCUUCCUUUUUAGAAAAUAAGAUGGCCUUCACAGUCAUAGUGCAUUGUGGCUGAUCACCGAUUAUAAUGCGAGUUGGGUUAUAAUGCUUCCACAGUAUGGUGUAAAACCAGAAUGUAGAAAUUUGGGGGCACUCCCCAUUUGUUGAUCAAGUGCCCACUGACGCACUGGUUAGUGCUGAGUACAUAGUUAUUGUGUGUCAUUGGUAGGCAGCAUGUGCUCAUGCCCAGUGGGGGAGGAAGGGAAGGCAGACAGACAAGUAACUGACAAUGCCACUAAGAUGCAUUGUGUUGCCUAGGCAUUGUGGGGAAAGAUGUGUGGACUACAAUGGAUGCCGUGUGUGUGUGUGUAUGUUUGGUGUUAUCAUCAUGGGAGACAACCUUUGACCCAGGUAACCAUUGGAAUUCUUGUCUGAGCUACUUCCUCAGCUCUGCUGUAUGUAUGUUUGUCAGGGAGAAAAUCUUUAUUUCAUGCUUUGACUUAAUACAAUGUAAUGUGUUAGAUGAAUGUUUUUAGUUUGCUUAGUUGUAUAGUUGGAGAAUGUAGUAGGAUUUUCUGCAUGUAAAUAUCAGACUGAUUGUAGAGAGGAUGUACCUCAGAGUGGCCCUCACAUACGUGUGCUGGUGUGCAUAAUAAAUAUAAUGAUCCAUAAAUGUUUAUUUGUAAACAACUUUAUAAAUAAAUACAUAUGUAAAUAUAUGGCUAUGUGUAAAGAACAGCGAGGGACACAUCUGGAGGUCUUGGCAAUUCUUGGAGCUAAUAAAUUCUUUUUAGAUUAUU
This is a messenger RNA of Electrophorus electricus (electric eel), 2614 nucleotides long. It is a transcript of the gene nkain1, whose product is annotated as sodium/potassium transporting ATPase interacting 1. Lineage: Eukaryota; Metazoa; Chordata; Actinopteri; Gymnotiformes; Gymnotidae. Gene Ontology annotation, biological process: regulation of sodium ion transport. The record is from RefSeq and is a predicted model, not a curated record.